Molecule: messenger RNA, 1077 nt
Organism: Fraxinus pennsylvanica
Lineage: Eukaryota; Viridiplantae; Streptophyta; Magnoliopsida; Lamiales; Oleaceae
Source: the annotation of a GenBank genome assembly
AUGCAGGCAAGUGCAGAUGUUAAUCAACGGAUUGCCAGAAUAGCCGCUCAUCUUAAUCCGCCCACUAAUAAUCUACAGAUGGAAGGGAGUUCGAAUUUGAGAUGGGAGAACUGCAGGGCAAAAGGGGGAUCACCAGGAUUCAAGGUGGCAAUAUUGGGUGCAGCAGGUGGCAUAGGCCAGCCUUUAGCAAUGCUUAUGAAGAUGAAUCCACUGGUUUCGCUACUUCAUCUUUAUGAUGUUGUAAACACUCCAGGAGUGACUGCAGAUAUCAGCCACAUGGACACUGGUGCUGUGGUUCGCGGUUUUCUGGGGCAACAACAAUUGGAGGAUGCUCUUACGGGCAUGGACCUCGUAAUCAUUCCUGCUGGUGUGCCCAGGAAACCUGGGAUGACAAGAGAUGAUCUUUUCAACAUCAAUGCAGGAAUAGUUAGGACCCUAUGUGAAGGAAUUUCAAAAUGCUGUCCAAAGGCCACUGUUAACCUUAUUAGUAAUCCUGUGAACUCGACAGUGCCAAUUGCGGCAGAGGUUUUCAAAAAAGCUGGCACCUAUGAUCCAAGACGACUUUUGGGAGUCACGAUGCUUGAUGUUGUCAGAGCUAAUACCUUUGUGGCUGAAGUUUUGGGGCUUGAUCCUAGGGACGUUGAUGUUCCAGUUGUAGGAGGCCAUGCUGGUGUUACUAUUUUACCUCUGCUUUCCCAGGUUAAACCUCCAUGUUCUUUCACUCAAGAAGAAACCGAGUACCUGACAUCUCGUAUUCAGAAUGGUGGAACUGAAGUUGUUGAGGCAAAAGCUGGUGCGGGAUCUGCAACUCUUUCAAUGGCAUAUGCUGCUGUCAAAUUUGCGGAUGCAUGCUUACAUGCUUUGAGGGGAGAUGCUGGUGUCAUUGAAUGUGCUUUUGUUUCUUCUCAGGUGACUGAACUUCCGUUCUUUGCUUCAAGAGUACGUCUUGGUCGAAAUGGUGUUGAAGAGAUAUACCCACUUGGUCCUCUAAAUGAAUAUGAGAGAGUUGGCUUGGAAAAGGCAAAGAAAGAGUUGGCUGGAAGCAUUGAGAAGGGGAUUUCUUUUGUAGGAAAAUAA